Penicillium olsonii is the source of this 1038-nucleotide messenger RNA. The record is from the annotation of a GenBank genome assembly. NCBI's taxonomy places the organism in Eukaryota, Fungi, Ascomycota, Eurotiomycetes, Eurotiales, Aspergillaceae.
AUGUCAUCCAACGCCAGUCGAGGAUUGUCCCAUGGAGGUGUUCUCCACGAAUACGCUCCCAGGCUUGUGGCCUUUGAAUUCACCCCACCGGCGGAGGGAAUCAACAAAAUUAACAGUCUCAUUUUCGUAGGCGGACUCACAGAUGGAUUCUGUACUGUCCCCUACGUUUCGAAGCUGGCCAAAGCUCUAGAAAACACCGAGUGGUCAGUCUUUUCCGUCCUGCUCUCCUCAUCCUACGGCGGGUGGGGAGUCGGAAGCCUCGAUCGCGACGUAGAGGAGCUUGGCCAAUGUGUGCGAUUCAUCCGUGAUCUUAAGGCCUCACGCCAGCCUGGUGCGCCGACAAAAGGUGGGAAGAUUGCCGUCAUGGGUCAUUCCACUGGCAGCCAAGAUGUGCUUCACUACCUCUACUCGCCCAACCCCGUGCCCGAGAAGCAAUACGAUCUCGGGUUGCAGCAUAUAGUUCGCCCUGAGCUAGAUGGUGCUAUUCUCCAAGCACCUGCUUCCGACAGAGAGGGACUGCAGGCUAUCAUCGAUUCCUCUGACCAGCCCGAGGAGAUCAAAAAGGUGUACGAUCAGCUUGUGGGCUUUGCCAAGAAGCAGCCAUUCACAGAGGAGAACAACGAUGCUAUUCUUCCUAUGAACUUGACUGCGAAGUUGUCUUAUCCGCCUGACACACCUCUGAGCGCCCGGAGGUUCUUGAGCCUCGUCAGCCCCGAGAGCCCCGAGAAUCCAUCUGAUGAUGAUGUCUUCAGCUCUGACUUGACCGAUAAGCGGCUGAAGGAGACCUUCGGUAUGAUCGGGACCCGGGGGCUGAUCGAUUCGAAGAUCAUGUUUUUGUAUUCCGGGGAAGACGAGUAUUGCCCCCAUUGGGUGGACAAGGUUAAGCUGCUACAACGAUGGCAGCAAGCCACCGAGGCGGGCGGGACCAAGUGGGAUAGUGAAAACAGCGGAGUGAUUACAGGGGCCAGCCACAACGUCAAAAGUGAAGGCCAGCAGGACUUGAUUGAUCGAGUUGUUCGAUACCUCCACAGUCUGUGA